UUCAGAGCAAUACGCACGGCUAGUUUAAAUAAAACAGUCAAAAUUAUCCUUGAAUUCAACAGUGCAGCUCACCGAGUUUCGGGUGCGGCGGCGACUGGCUGUGGAAAGCCUGGGGUCCUUCCUUGCUGCCCAUGUGCGGAGCCUGGCGGCGGCGGCGGCGACAACAUGGGAGGUCUGGAGAAGAAGAAGUAUGAAAGAGGAGCAGCUACGAACUAUAUUACUAGAAAUAAAGCCAGGAAGAAGUUGCAACUGAGUCUUGCGGAUUUCAGGCGAUUAUGCAUUCUGAAGGGUAUUUAUCCUCAUGAGCCCAAGCACAAGAAGAAGGUUAACAAAGGUUCAACAGCUCCACGUACUUUUUAUCUUAUCAAAGAUAUAAAGUUUUUACUGCAUGAACCCAUUGUGACCAAGUUUCGUGAGUAUAAAGUAUUUGUUCGUAAACUCCGUAAGGCCUUUGGAAAAGCAGAAUGGAAUACAGUUAACAGGCUCAAGGACAAUAAACCUGUAUAUAAGCUGGAUCAUAUUGUCAAAGAAAGGUAUCCGACCUUCAUUGAUGCGCUCCGAGACCUGGAUGAUGCAUUGUCCAUGUGCUUCUUAUUUGCAACUUUCCCUCGCACUGGGAAAUGCCACGUACAGACAAUUCAGUUAUGUCGGCGCCUGACUGUGGAGUUUAUGAAUUUUGUUAUUGCCUCCAGGUCACUACGUAAGGUGUUCUUGUCUAUCAAAGGAAUUUAUUACCAGGCAGAGAUUCUUGGUCAACCAAUAACCUGGAUUGUACCCUACGCGUUUGCACAUGAUCAUCCAACAGAUGUGGACUACAGAGUAAUGGCUACUUUCACUGAGUUUUUUACAACACUUCUAGGCUUUGUCAACUUCAGACUCUACCAGACCCUCAAUCUUCUCUAUCCUCCAAAGCUAGAAAACAAGCCAGAGGAAAAGGAGCUGAAGGAAGACGAUGAAGAGAUGUAUGCAAUGGACUCAGAAAGCUAUAUGGAGAAACUGGCUGCCUUGGGUGCCAGUUUAGCUCGCACGGUGUCUUCAAAUGAAGAGGAUGAUGUGCCAGACGAAUUCCCUGUGGAAGGGGAAAAUGCAGAGCUGAUUGGGGAGAGGCAAAAGGAGCAACAAGUAUUAGAAAAACAGAAGAAAUUGUUUGAGGGCUUGAAGUUUUUCCUUAACCGAGAAGUACCACGUGAAUCACUGGCCUUUGUCAUAAGGUGUUUUGGAGGCAUGGUAUCAUGGGAGAAGUCGCUUUGUAUAGGUGCUAACUAUCCUGUUACAGAUGAAACCAUUACCCACCAGAUAGUGGACAGGCCAAGCCUUGAUAAACAGUUUGUCAACAGGUAUUAUAUCCAGCCCCAGUGGGUGUUUGACUGUGUUAACUGCAAAACACUUCUUCCAGUAGAAGAUUAUUUCCUCGGAGUGACUUUACCACCUCAUCUUUCUCCAUUUGUGGAAGAGAAAGAUGGAGACUACAUUCCACCAGAAAAGCUCAAACUCUUGGCCAUUCAGAGAGGCGAAAGCACAUAUGAAAAUGAAACUGAAUCAGAGGAAGAGGAUGAAAAAGAUGAGGAAGAAUCAGAUGAAAUGGCUGAAGAAGAAUCAGACGAUGAAGGAGAUGAUGAUAUGGAUGAAACAGAGAAACAAGAUGAGGAAAAACUGAAGGAUAUGGAGGCUCAGAAGGUGAAAGGCAGGAAACUGAAUGUGAAGGUAACCACAGGGACUAUGAAGCUAGAGAACAAAGCACAGGAGUUUGAGCGAGAGAAAGCUGAGGAGAAGCGCCUGGCUAUCAUGAUGAUGAAGAAAAGGGAGAAAUAUUUGUAUAAGAAAAUAAUGUUUGGAAAGAAGAGAAAAGUUCGCGAGACAAACAAGUUGGCAGCGAAGAGGAAGGCUUAUGAUGACAUGCUGAAAGCUGAGAAAAAGAAGAGUAAAAAAAAUUAAAUCUCAAAAUACUGUAAAUCAUUGUACAUCUGCAGUUUAACUGUAAUUCUGUCUGCAUUGGACGGAAAGUAUAGAUAGUAAAGGCUUUAUGUGCUCUUCUGAGCAGGUUUUGUUGUGUUGGAUUUCAUGUGUUGCUAUCUAGUUAAAUGGAAAUGACUUACUAUAAAAAGUUGUUUAAGGAUUGAAAUGUUGUUCUUACAGAGUCUAUCUUGGAUUUCUUGUCUAAUUACGUAGACUUUGUACUAUGAUCUUUAAAAAUCUAAGCUGACUGUGCCACUUUGGCAUUGUAAACUUAUCAUAAGCAGAACAUUGUCAGUCUGCAAGGAAAUGUAGUAUAUUGUGUGCAACCUGUACUUCCACAGAAAAAUGGAUUAUGUCACAAAUAUUUCCAAAAAUAUGGUCUGCCUUAAUAUACAUACUUGCAUAACUGUUUCAGCAACUUAAACAAUUUCCUGUCUUCAUCUAAUUUGAACUCUUAUUGUCACUUUUUUAACUGAAGUUGGACUAGCCACGUAAUUAAAAUUAAAGCGUUCAGGAAAUAUGAUCAGUAUUGUAGCAAUAAUUAAUGAACUUAAAAUCAUAAGAAAUGUUACAAAACAGUAUAUUGCAGCCUAGAUAGAAUUUACAAAGGUGAUAUCAAAAUCCAUUUUGUCUUUCUUAAAAUGUUCUUCAAAGGAACACAAUGUAUAAAAAUAAUACUGUUCACUUGUAUUUUGACUGUACGUACAGAAAAUCAAAGACAAUUUUUAUUCAGCUCUUUUCUAAAUGCUGGCAAAUGGAUGCUGCUUUCUUUGCCUCAAUAAGCACCAAGUUGUGUUAGCAAGGGAAAACAAUGGUUUUUCCUUUCACAUACAAGUCUCAGCAUUGAACAUUUUCAGUUACACUCUGCUUCAAUUCUUGAAGGGUAGGAUUGAAUAUUUCAAUUCCUUGUGCUAAUUAUUUUUGUAACUGUGAUCUAAGAUGGUCAGUUCUAUGCCAGUUAUUGUAUGCUGUAGUUGCUGGGAGCAGGGCUGCUUAAUCAUGUCUUUUCUAUGAUGGGGAAAGAAAUUCCCCUUCCUUUCUUUAAAUAACAGCAAGCAUAUAUGGAAUACAUUUUAAUGUACAACUCACUGAGUUCAGGUGUAAUGCUAGAGAAACAAAGGACUGCAGAUGCUUUCAUCUAGAGUUCAGGUGUAAUUUUGUUUGCACAGUUUAGAGCCAAUAAACUUUUUUUUGUUAUGCACAAGCCUUUCAAUUUCAUGCAUUGAUUGUUUGUAUUGCUCAGAGGAAUAUAUGCCUUAUUAAGGUCACAGCUGCAGAAAUUAAAGCUACUUGCACGCAGAGGUAUUCGGCUAUGAUUUUCUUCUCAUAUGCUUAAGAGAGGAAGAAACAUUUGCAACUCGUGUGUUUUAAGCCUUAUGCUUCAGCAAAAUCUACACUGGGCUGAUAGAGUUCUCAAAUACCAUGAGGUCCGUGGAAAUGUACCUUCAUUUAGGUAUUUUAAUUUAAUACAGCAAGAAGAGACAAGUAUUGGAAUCCUAGAUCCACUGUCCUUUGCAUUCUUUUGUUUGCUAGAUUUUUAAAUGUUUUUGUUGGAUUGUGUGAGCACACGGGGGAAGGCUCCAAAAUACAUUCUUCUCUGGGGAGAGGGGAGAGAAAAUCAAAUCAUUGAAAAACAUCCAGUACUGAGGGAAAACAAUUGAUAAGCUGCAUAUUUCUUUAAUAAUUGUUAUAAAGUAUCAUUUGAGGUUGCAGUAAUUGCUAGGGGAUGCUUAAAAUAGCUUCAAAGAUUGAACAAAAAUAAACUUCCAGAAGUCUUGGUUUUGCUGCCUUAGUGGUGUUUGAGUUUUGCCUUCCAAACAAACUAAACAGUGGCAGUGUUAUUUGUACCAAUGGAUGAGGCACAGGUUAAUCUGGAUGGCUAAGCUAUUGUUGACUUGCCUUCUGCAAGACGAGACUUGGUACAGCUUGAUUACUUUGGGGGAAAAUAAAGACUAAUCAAUGUUCCACAAGCAAAGUAUAAAGAUAGAGAUGUAGAAAUUCUGGUGCAUUUAAUGGGUGCGGCAGUGAACCUUUGCUUAAGUAUCAUUUGCACUACUGACUGAACAUCAGACAUUCACUAUGGAGCAGAAAACCCUAUUUGUGAUUCUCCAAGGGGAGAGGCAUUCAUGAAGGAUGAGAAUGUGCAUUAAUCCAGAGAAUUUCAUUUCUUCUAAGGCCGGGUUCAGGAUGGGUGGUGACCAUGGGCUGAGUUGGACCUAUGCUGAGGCCAGAGAGGGCUUACUGGUGGUGGCACUGAGAUCAGUAGCAAGACUGAUGAGGGAAGGUUUGGGAUGGUGAGAGCCAAUAAGUGUCUGCAUCUAAUAUUGCCCUGGGUUGGCCAGGUUGUCUUGGGAAUGCCGAACAAUGGUCUCAAGGCAACAUGGUCCAAAAGGAACAUUACACAUGGAAUGAUAUAAUCCCAUGCAUUUCUGUUGCCAAUCUCUUCUACGGCUAAGAAGUGAUCAAUUGCAUAUCAGUUUUGAUAUAAUACGCCCUGGAAAUAGUUGUUAUCAAAUGGUACUUUGUUUGGAGGAUUGAUGUUGCAUAAUUAUGCAAUUGAAUUUCUAGGUAAGACUAUAUUUGUAUUAAGCUGCAAGAUAUAAAGCCAUUCACCUGGCAUUACAUGAAGUCUUGAAUUAUUUAUUGAAGUUUCAAAAUACUGUAUCAUGAAUAAUUAAUGUUUAAUUUGAAGCAUCUUGCUAAUUAUAUUUAGGCCUUUUGCAGUUUCUGCACCUGCAGUAAAAGGUUCAUUCAGUUUACUCUUACAAUUAAUAGAACUAUUGGAAAGAUUUAUUAAUGACUUGUCUGUAUUGGGAAGGGGGCUUGGUAUUUAAAUCUGCCCAACAUUUAGUUGGAAGAAGUUUUUGCUCACUUAAACUCAGUUAAAUAAGUCUAAUUUGUUGGGGUGGGGGGAAACUAGUACACGUAAUAAUAACCUGAAACUAUCUAAUCCUAUUUGUAAUAAUGUCCUUUUAGUGAAGGUAUUUUGCUGUCCUUAAGCAAUGUGCCCUACUUGUGACUGCAGAUGGAGUCUUGACUGCUGUUGUAGCCAGGUAGGCCAAUUGACAAAAGGAUAGUUAGGGAUGGGUAAGAUGUGCUCAGCUGGCCUGCUAUGUUAUGUUGAUUUUUUUUAUGCAAUGCAGUUUCUUACAAUCACAUUUAUUCAUGUAGUUUAUUUUUCCUGUUGCAAUAUUUAUUUAUUACCAUGGGAGCCAUAUUAUAUAGGCAAGCAUACCAUUUUUAAUUCUAAUCCAUGAAUGAGUGACCAGGAGGAUUAAUAUUGCAAAGACAUUGCUGUUGAUGCAGACUUGAGCUGUCUUGUCUGAAGCAAUAGAUUAAAUGGUCUAUAUUAAAGAUUUCUAAUAAAUUCAUGCAAGUUUGGAUAAAUAAACAAUUUGGAUAGAUAACCAAAAAAUGCCUUUGACACCAUUGACAUACAGCCUGCUGAUCUCUGGAAAAGCCACAAGCAGUCCGAGUAUACAGUAUGUGACUGCUAACAAGCAGCCUGUUUUAACUUGUAACUGGUUAACUAUUGAAAACAUUGCAAUCUUUUAUGGUUUAACCAAUACAUUAAAGGUCCUAUUGAAAAGAGUUGAGGAAGAAAUGUACCCUGAUGUAUUUAACCUUUAUGAAUUUAAUUCUGUUCUUGACUUUAUCAUUGUUAAUUUUAU
Molecule: messenger RNA, 5627 nt
Organism: Pristis pectinata (smalltooth sawfish)
Lineage: Eukaryota; Metazoa; Chordata; Chondrichthyes; Rhinopristiformes; Pristidae
Gene: pes1
Product: pescadillo
Exons: 15
Coding region: 166-1935 (589 amino acids)
Biological process (GO): ribosome biogenesis; maturation of LSU-rRNA from tricistronic rRNA transcript (SSU-rRNA, 5.8S rRNA, LSU-rRNA)
Cellular component (GO): PeBoW complex; nucleolus
Molecular function (GO): RNA binding
Source: RefSeq, a predicted model, not a curated record